Molecule: messenger RNA, 273 nt
Organism: Pochonia chlamydosporia 170
Lineage: Eukaryota; Fungi; Ascomycota; Sordariomycetes; Hypocreales; Clavicipitaceae
Exons: 1
Coding region: 1-273 (90 amino acids)
Source: RefSeq, a predicted model, not a curated record
AUGGCUUUGCUGGCGUCUCAACAUCCCGUCUCAACAGCAAUCUCCUCAUCUUGUUUGGUAUUGCACAUCUACCCCACCAGCCAACUUAUCUUGAUCUCCUCGCACCAAGGGAAAAAAGAAAGAAAAGAGCAAAGAGAACCCUUUCCCGUUUUGCUCUUUGGACCUGUCCUUGUUACUUGGCUUGGACUUGAAGGAGGUGACCAGCCUCACCGGGCCAGACUCGGCCAGACUUCUCUACACCAAAGGCAUACUAACCAAAUCUACAUCUGCUAA